AAAUGAUUUUAUGACGUCAUUUUUAUUCUGGAGACUAUUAGAGAGUGCACUCGCUACAUUCCCCUGAACGGAGUCAGUAACACUGGCCCUUUGUAGGGAAGAGAGUGUAGUGCACUUUCCCAGUGUGACACUUUAGCCUCUCUCUCGAAAGCGGACUUUGCACCAGGAAGUGUUAGAUAAAGUCUACACAAGUCACAUAAGAUUUAUUCUGACUGCAUCUGUUUAUUGUUUAGUAAACGAUCAUGGAUGUUCAGAAGUAUUUAUCGCGCAUCGGCUGCUCUGUGUGUCCGCACUCUCCGACACUGGACACUUUGCGUUUUCUUCACCUCCAACACAUGCUCUCGGUUCCUUUCGAAAAUCUGACCAUCCACACCGGACAGCGCGUGCACCUCGAGCUCCCGCUGCUCUACGACAAAAUCGUGUUAAAAAGACGAGGCGGAUUUUGCUUCGAAAACAACGGGCUUUUCUCCUGGCUCUUGUCGCAGCUCGGGUUUAAAGUCGAGAUUCUUUCUGCUCAGGUAAAGAAUCGGUUCACCGGAGUUUACGGACCUCCGUUUGACCACUUGAUCAUCAUGGUGACCAUUGACGGGGAAAGGUGACUCUGUGAUGUGGGUUUCGGAGCCGGUUUCCAGCUCCCUCUUUCCCUUGAGACGGACAGAACUCAAACUCAGGGUCAGGGCGUGUACCGGGUUCGAGCUGACGGAAAUCUGCUUUUUAUGGAAACUAAGUCUGAGAGUGAUGACGGAGCAUCCUGGGUGGAGAUGUACAAGUUCACCCUUCAGCCAUGUCAGAGAGAGGACUUCACAGUCAUGUGUGAGUACCAUCAGACCUCCAGCAGCUCGAUCUUCUUCUGCAAGUCCCUCUGCACCCUCCUACUACCAGACGGAAGGGUUACUCUGAUGGGCCGCAAUCUGAUUAUCACCCAUCUGACUGGUGAGAAUGGACCACCAGUGAAGACCACCAAGACAGAUCUUACUAAUGAAGAAAUCCUCCAGAUACUGAGGGAGAAGUUUGGAAUAGUGCUGAUGUCUCCACUGAUUACUAAAGAUACUGACAUUGUUCCCCCAUCAGUGGAAUAUUAAAUGAUACAGUGUUAUAUGGACAAAAGUAUGAGGAAUAGAGACAUUGCUGUUUAUUUCUAUCACACAUCAGUAAUCCCUACCUCCUCUUGGACCACAGCAGUUUGCAAUACAAACUAUUUUUUUAUUGGUUAAAGAAUGACACAUUCUAUGUAAUAUUGUGAAACUCUUUUUCUCUCUUUUGUAUGAACAGUGUUUCUGUCAUUUUUACAAUAAAUAGUGAAUAAAAAAAUGUAGCUUGUUACAUUGGAACUGUAGAGUGCUGAUACUGGAGACUCCUUCCAACAAAACUGCUAAAUUAAUAUCUCUAUAUAACAUGUUUAUUAUUAUGCUUAACGCUACAAGUCUCUGUGUAAUCUGUUGGUAUAGAAAUGUUAAUACACUAUAUUGCUAAAGGUUUUGGGAUACCCCUCCAUAAAUCAUUGAAUUCAGGCGUUGUUUUUCAGGGUUUGGGCUCGGCCCCUUAGUUCCAGU
Messenger RNA from Hemibagrus wyckioides, 1553 nucleotides. Its product is annotated as arylamine N-acetyltransferase, pineal gland isozyme NAT-3-like. Gene Ontology annotation, molecular function: acetyltransferase activity. The record is from RefSeq and is a predicted model, not a curated record. The transcript has a single exon. NCBI's taxonomy places the organism in Eukaryota, Metazoa, Chordata, Actinopteri, Siluriformes, Bagridae. Bases 243 to 599 code for a protein of 118 amino acids.